Jaculus jaculus (lesser Egyptian jerboa) is the source of this 5999-nucleotide messenger RNA. RefSeq names its product core 1 synthase, glycoprotein-N-acetylgalactosamine 3-beta-galactosyltransferase 1 (gene C1galt1). Bases 287 to 1387 code for a protein of 366 amino acids. Lineage: Eukaryota; Metazoa; Chordata; Mammalia; Rodentia; Dipodidae. The record is from RefSeq and is a predicted model, not a curated record. Gene Ontology annotation, molecular function: N-acetylgalactosaminide beta-1,3-galactosyltransferase activity. The transcript is spliced from 6 exons. Gene Ontology annotation, cellular component: membrane.
CCCCGGGCGGCCGCGGCUAGCAGCCAGCCAGCUGCCCUGAGGAGCGGAGGUCGUCGGUCCGCCUCGUCCUCCUCACCGCUCCGCUCCGUCCUUCCCCCGCCUGGGAGGGGCGAGAGGAGCCGCGGCUGAUGUCAGUGUAAUGGGAUUACUGAAUGCUGGCGUGUUGGCCAUACUGCUUUGAGUGCAUGGAAAUUCUAUACUCUUAGGAGCUGACUGUAAUUGAGAGAUAAAUGUCAAGUGAGCCAUCUGCACAGGAUAUUUACUGUGUAAAAUAUACUUUCGGGAAAUGGCCUCUAAAUCUUGGCUGAAUUUUUUAACCUUCCUUUGUGGAUCAGCAAUAGGAUUUUUUUUAUGUUCUCAACUAUUUAGUAUUUUGCUGGGAGAACAAGGUGAUCCCCAGCCCAACCAGCCCAAUAUUCUUCAUAAUGAUCCUCAUGCUAGACACUCAGAUGAUAAUGGGCACAAUCAUCUAGAAGGACAAAUGAACUUCAAUGCAGAUUCUAGCCAACAUAAAGAUGAGAACAUAGACAUCUCUGAGAACCUCUACCAAAAAGUUAAAAUUCUCUGCUGGGUUAUGACAGGCCCUCAAAAUCUAGAGAAAAAGGCCAAACACGUCAAAGCUACAUGGGCCCAGCGUUGUAAUAAAGUGUUGUUCAUGAGCUCAGAAGAAAAUAAAAACUUCCCUGCUGUGGGAUUAAAAACCAAAGAAGGCAGAGAUCAGCUGUACUGGAAAACAAUCAGAGCUUUUCAGUAUGUCCAUGACCAUUACUUAGAGGAUGCGGAUUGGUUUAUGAAAGCAGAUGAUGACACUUAUGUCAUCCUGGACAACUUGAGGUGGCUCCUGUCAAAGUAUGACCCUGAGCAACCCAUAUACUUUGGGAGAAGAUUUAAACCCUAUGUGAAGCAGGGUUACAUGAGUGGAGGAGCAGGAUAUGUGCUAAGCAAAGAAGCCUUGAAAAGGUUUGUUGAUGCAUUUAAAACAGAAAAAUGUACACAUAGUUCCUCCAUCGAAGACUUGGCUCUGGGAAAAUGCAUGGAAACUAUAAAUGUGGAAGCUGGGGAUUCCAGAGAUACCACUGGAAAAGAAACUUUCCAUCCUUUUGUGCCAGAACACCACUUAAUCAAAGGUUAUCUACCUAAAACCUUUUGGUACUGGAACUAUAACUAUUAUCCUCCUGUAGAGGGUCCUGGUUGCUGUUCUGAUCUUGCAGUUUCUUUUCAUUAUGUUGAUCCCACAACUAUGUAUGUAUUAGAAUACCUCGUCUAUCAUCUUCGUCCAUAUGGUUAUUUAUAUAGGUAUCAACCUAUCUUACAUGAGGAUAUACUAAAGGAAAUUGGUCAAACAAACAAAAAUGAAGAUAAAAAAGUAAAAUUAGGCAACCCUUGAAAGCAAAAUGUGAGUGAACUGAGGUGAAACAUUCUAGCAUUGCACUGAAGGACUCCUGCAUCUCAGUGAGGAAUUUGCUCUAAGUGACCAUUCCACAUAGAAAUCAUUAAACGAGUGACUGCAACCUGAAGCUUUUAAUGAGCUGAAAAGUCUGUUAAAAUGUGUGUUUUGAUACAGUAAUAUAUAAAUACAUGUGUGAAGAAUUUGUGUUUUUAAAAUGGUGACAGAGAAAGAACUAGAAAAGAGAUUCUGUUACCUGUUCCCAACCAUGGGCAUUACUGUCACUGAGAAACAACGACGGUUAAAUUGGCCAAAACUGCAACUACAGCCUGUUAGUAACACAAUGCUGAGUAGAUCUGCCUUAAAGAAGAUUUUGGGAGGAAUUAUUGCACAGUGCUGAUGACUCAUUUAUAGUAUGGAAAUGAACCAACCCCUCACAGUUGUCUAAUGAAAACUUUGCUGUAGUUAUUUCUAGUUGGCAGUAUUUCUUCAAGAAGGUUGAGUAAGAGUGGCACUUAAGUGUGUUAAUAAAACAACAUUUUGACAUUAUCAUGAACCUUGGCUAUAUUGUAUACUUGGUUCUAAUUAAUCCUUUACCAAGCCCCUUUUGUCACUAUUCUAAAUGUUUAACCACUCGAAUACCAUUCUCCACUAUUGUGUAUUUAAUCAAAGCAUUGACAGCAUUCUGUAAAACAUGAAGUUUGAUUUUUUUCCCCCAAAUUUGCCUAUUGUUAAUUAUGGGGAAAUGAUAUUAACUUUAAUGCUAUUUGAGCAUGUUUUUCUUACACCGCUGCCACUCUCAGGAAUGACUAAAUGACAUUUUAAAUUGAUUAUUUGGAACUCUUCCGAACACAUAAUUAUUGUUCCUUUUAUUCUCAUCUUAUUGAGAGAUAAGAACCUGUUUGUGCCUUUCAUAAGUUGUUUAAAAGUUUUAAAUUUAUUUUUAAGUUUGAUGUGGCUGUUGACACUGACAAAAUAUUUUGAAUGCAAGUUUUGUCCAGAGUUAAUUAAAACACUGCAAAUGAAAAUUGUGUAAGCAAACUAAAAUGCCAUAUACUUUAUUUAUGAAUAACACCCUGAAAGUCUGAUGCUGACUCAUUCUGACAACAGCAUGCCUACUUAAGACUGCCAUCAUCAGCAUACUCACAAAUAUUUUAUUCUCACUUGAGUUAUUCUCUAUUCAAAGAGUUUCUGGAAGGAUACAAAGUUUUAACCUCUUUGUGUCUUCAGCAAUAUGAGUAUAGAGUAUACUAUUUUACAGUUUUCCAUAAAAUGGUUUUAAAUAUUGCAUAUGAUUUACAUUUCUGAUCAUUGUGUUAAUAUUAUGUGGUCUUAUACCUUUGACUAUCUUUCUUGGCUAAAUACUUUAUACUAAUUGUGCCAAAAUCGUGAUCUCUUUGGAUGAUAUAUUUGAAAGGAUGUACAUUUCAGUGGCUAAGAUAAAUUACUCUGUCCAUAUAAUGAAAAAACAUAUCAACUUUACCUGUUAAAUUGGUUUCAAUUGUUUUAUGAUGAUAUCAUCUGCCAUAAUUUUAAGGUAUUCAUUUUGCUCUUUUCCAUGGUUUGGAAUGAUUUUAUCUAUAGUAGAACUACAGAUAUAAAUGCUUUAUCAUAAUCAUCCAAAAAUCAUAAGAUUUGCUUAUAGAAAAUGAAUGCUGCAAUGAAUCCUGGGCUCUGGAGUUAGGCAGCCUAGCUUGUAAGUUUCUGUUACCAGUUUUGUAACCGUGUGUAUUUUACUUAAUCUUUCUGUGCCUCAAUUUCCUCAUCUGUAAGUUAGGGAUAAUACUACCUACCUCAGGAUUUUAAUGAAAAUUAUGUAAGUUAAUAGAAGAUUCUUAGAAUACUCCUGGUCCCAAAUAGGGAGCAAUACGUACAACGAUUUGUUAUUCUAUUACCUUAUAGUAUAAAUAUUUGAGUUGAAUGGAGUUAUAAAAUCAGAUACUGUAGGAAAUAUUUUGCAUGUUUCUUACAGUUAGUAAUACGUAGUGUUCAUCUGGUGCCUACUCUGUGCCAGGUACUGAUCUUGCUCUACACAUGCGUGUUAGUUCUAACAAAUUAGGUGUUAUUCCUUAUUGUAGAUGAGGAAGCAAAAUUGAGGUUCAGAGAAGAAAGUAACUUUUCCACUGUCAUAAAACUAGAUGAAAUAGAGCUGGUUUAUAUUCCAGGCCUGUGUGUCCAUUGUGUUAUGCCAGCCUUGGGGUUAGUCAUUUAGCAUUGUUCCCUUUUUACAUAUCUGAUAUAUAACAUAUGGAACUAUUGGCCGAUAAUAAUCAAAUUAACUAGCUAAAUUGCUAUAGGAAAUCUUAAAUUUUGUUUCUCCCAUUCUGGCUAGGAGUUAAAUGGAGGUCUUGAUUUUAGCAUGAGGCCCCAGAAUAUGCAUUCUUACCAUAUCUUCUCAACAGUGUUGGCAGCAUUAGUACCUGACAGCUAGUUAGAGCUGCAACCCCUCCAGGGCAGAGGCUAGCACUGUGGUUUAAGAAGCCCAGUAGGUAAAUCUUACUCAUCCUAGAUUGAGAACCAUUGUCCACUUUUCCUAAUGUUUCUGGUGCAGAUAGUCUUUGGAACACACUCAGGAUUGCUUCCUCAUGAAAGAGGCAUUUUUCAAAGACUUAAAAAACAUGUUUUAAGUCUGGCAUGGUAGUGAACACCUUUAAUCCCAGCACUCAAGAGGCUGACAAAGGAGGAUUGCUGUGAGUUAAAGGCCAGCCUGGGACUGCAUAGUGAAUUCCAGGUCAGUUUGAACUAGAGAGACCCUGCCUCAAAAGCAAAACAGCAGCUACAACAGUAAGAUCAUGAUAUAUUAAAGGUAAAUAAUAUAAAGAUAAUUUAAGAAAGGCCAUUGCUUUGGGGAAAAUACUUUGGUUCUCUACAAUGACUAUUAUCAGGGCCCUCAAAAAAUCUACAAUUCUCAGCCUCGCAUGGUGGCACAAACCUUUAAUCCAAGGACUUGGGAAACAGAGGUAGGAGGAUCACCGUGAGUUUGAGGCCAUCCUGAGACUACAUAGUAAAAUCCAGGUCAGCUUGAGCUAGUGUGAUACCCUACCUCAAAAAAAAAAAAAAAAAAUCUAAAUUAUUCAAGUUUGUAAGUUCACAUUGAGCAGGAAGAGUUCAAUAAGUACUAAUACAUACACAUGAAUUCAUUAAAAGUUUAUUUGAAUGAGUGUCAUCAAAAGCAUCCACUAUUGUUACUAAAAAUUUUCAAUAGAAGUAGAAAAAUGCUGUUUUAUACUGGAGCAUUUUCUGCUAACUCACACCAUUAUUUAAAUUUCAUCACUUUUAAGAAUCUUUUUAUUAUUCCAGGAUCUAAUGAGGCAAAAAAUUUAGAUUUCCUGAUGAUGGUUUAUUCACAGUCUUCUAGAUUAAGAUAGAUAUUACUCUGCUAAAUGAUUUUAGUGUGAUGUCAAAACAUGAGGCUUUGAAUGCCUUAUGUUCUCCAGUAAAAGUAUGCUUUUAUUUUCUAGUGGGAAAGUCAUAGCUAAAAAGGUUUUGUCCCAAAGUUUGAUUGUCUUCAAAUACCUUAUAUUUAGAGAUCAUUUUGUAACCAUAAUAAGAUUAAGAAAUAAAUCACCAUUCUAACUACUUCUUGAAUAUGAUAGUUGGAUUUGAAUGUUGAGUUUGCUAAAUGGUUAUUUUCAUAGUUGUUUCUUGACUGUUAAUUUUUAUACCCUUUUUUGAGAUUAUCAAAGUAUAUUACCAGAUCAAGGCCCUUUUGUACUUGAAAGACUCCCUCACGGAUUGAUCAGGUUUUAUUUACCUAGUGUUUCAUUCAUUCAAAUUUUCAGUAUCAGUGCACUUGAUCAUUGCCUUGAUGGUCCCAUCAUAACCAGCUUCCAUUGUCUAGCUGCUCUUAAGGCUUCCUUCAUAAGGUUAAUUUGACUGCUAUUGGUGACUAAAAUUUAUAUCAUUCGCUGAUACUUUUAUACCUAUUAGGUUUCAGUUUCCCUGUGAGAUUAAAAGUCUAAGAGAAAUGUCUACUGGUUCUCAGGAUACUUGCCCUAAUUAAAAAUACACAAUUUAACAUUAAGUCUACUUCUGUAAUAAUUAAAGAAAGUUAAGUAUUUGGGUCUUCCCCACUUCUCUGACAAAAGACUCAUAUGCUUCAUUUUUCUACUUUACAUUAGAACUGACAAAAACAUAAGAAGGAAAUUUGGGCAGCAACCUGUGGUCUAUUUUAUGCUUAAUGUAACCUCCAAUGAUAAGAAAAUGUUUAUAUUGUAGAGUUGUAUUAGCAAUUUUAACACAGAUUGAAACAGAACUUGCACAGGCUCUCAUUCAAGAAGCAAGUCUGGAAGAGUUGAAUUUUGCUUCAUCUCAACUCCCUUACCUCUCUACUAGUUUUUGGUUUAUAUUAGGUAAGUUUGUAUAAUUUUGCAGGGCUCUAUGACUUAAUAAUCUACAUGAAGUAUAUUAUUAGAGGGAAACUAAUCUUACUGCUAAGCAGUGUGUUGUAUUACAUAUAGUUAAUAUUUGUGUUUUGGAAUUUAAAGAUUAUUUAAAGUAAUAGUGUCAUUGAAUGGUUUAAUAAUGUUUGGUGACUUGCUUAUUUUAAGUGAUCACCGUUAAGUCAGAAAAAUGUGUUUUUAAAUGUUUUUUAAAGUGCCUUUUGAUAAUU